AUGUCGAAUCAGCUAAAUACACAGGGCGUACGAGCAGCUUGGCCACCUUCAACUAUCUCAAGGAUUCAAUUACUGGGUCUCUUUCAAAAUGAUAUCAACUUGUCAGACUCAAGAUCAGAAUCAGCUCAAUUACUUGCCAUGUUCAAAACAGCAAUAAUACUCUCGCAAAGAUAUAACAUAACUGUAGAUGAACAUCCACUCGGAUGGCACAUUGAACAAACAUGUGGCAAUGUGAUAGAUAGUUUGAAAAAAACCUGUCUUGCUGUUUCGUCAUCGAACAUAGUUGGUAUUGUUGGUCCGAGACUGUCUCGUGAAGCACACAUGAUCGCCGCUUUUGCUGAAACUAUUGGUAUUCCUGUCGUAUCCUAUACUGCUACUGAUCCUGAUCUAUCUAGUCGAAGUGCAUAUUCUUCGUUUUAUCGCACAAUACCAUCGGAUACAUCAGCUGCAUUGUCUAUUGUUCAUCUAUUCAUGAAAUUCAAUUGGACAUCGUGUGUAAUCAUUUAUCAAAAUGAUGCAUACGGAUACAGUGGUAUGAGAGUAAUCAGUGAGUCAUUCACGAGAAACAAUUUCAAAGUCAGAGAAAUGAUAAAAUUUGACAUUGCAACACGUACUAUUCAAGGUGAUCUAAAAAACUAUCUGCUCAAUAGUGGAACACGUAUUAUUGUGCUGUGGGCAGUACCGAUGUUUACGUUGAAUAUUUUACAAUAUGCUUUGGACCAAGAUGUUCUAGGCCCGCGUUUUCUCUGGAUUCUCAGUUGUAGUCCUUCAUUAGACAGUUUCAGCAAAGAAUCUUCUCAUAAAUUGGUAGGAAUGUUGACUAUCGAACCAAUAACUGGGAAUGUUUUCAAUACUAGUAUCAAUGUGUCUCUGUUACAUGCAGCCUACGAAAUAUGGCAACAAUAUGAGCCAGAAUCAUUUCCAGGAAGCAAUGAUGUUGACCAAUACGCACUAUUUGCGUUCGAUGCUACUUGGUUACUGAUUAAAUCUUUGGAAAGAUUAUGUACAACGAGCAAUCGUAAGACAUCUCGUUCUUGUAUAUCCUUGGUCAACUCAUCAUUCUGCUUCGAUCGCUACUUGAUGAAUGCUAGUUCAUUUCUCGAUCAAAUUACUUCAAUGGCAUUCAUUGGCGUAACAGGACCCAUAGAAUACAGAGUAAAUGGAACAGAUCGAAGCAAAGGUAUCUAUUAUUUUUCACAAAAUGCUCAAGUUUUAUCGGCGAGGGUAGGUUUUAUGCCCGUGUUGAAAUAUUCUGAAGAGAAUUUAUGGGAAACGUAUAAAGAACCGCUUACUAUUGUAUGGCCUAAUAAUUCAUGUGUGAUACCGAGUGAUCGUGCUACCUUAUCUGGUACUACUCUUAACAUUGGCAUAUUCAUGUCAGCUCCAUUUGCAAUCAGAGAAUAUUUGCAAGGUGAGUUCGAAUCUAGCAAAACAAAAUUAAUCGGCUAUCUACCUGACCUUAUUGAGCACUUACGCGAGAAAAUGAAUUUUAUUCCUAAUAUCACAUCGAUUCCUGGCAAUAUUUCUUAUUCAAAAGCUAUCCUUGCAUUAGAAAAAGGAGACUAUGAUAUUUUGGUCGGUGAUAUAACAGUAACCGCUACACGAAGAGAAAUAGUUUCAUUUUCCACAUCUAUAUUUGAUAAUUCACUAAGCAUCAUCAUUAGAAAACCACUGUCCGCCGAUGUAGAUCUGUUCUCGUACAUGAAACCAUUCUCAAAUGAACUUUGGAUAGCCACCUUGGCUGCUACAAUCUAUGCUUCUAUUUUGAUAUGUCUGCUAGAGAGAGGAGAAAAUGCAGCUUUACGCAAUCGAUCGAUAGUGUCUGCUGGUGUCAUGACUAUUUGGUAUUCAAUUGGUACAAUAAUGGGAUAUGGUGUCGAUUUUCACGCUACGACAGCAUCGGGACGCUUACUAACUAUUGCUUUAUACAUGUUAAGCUUAGUGCUAGUCGCUACUUAUACUGCAAACUUAGCUUCAAAUUUAACAAAAGCAAGGCCAAAACACAUUAUUAAUGGAAUUGAUGAUUUAAAAAAAGGAAAGAUACCUUCUCAACGUAUUGGUAUUAUUAAAGAGACAACUAUGGAACAGUAUUACGUAAGAGAAAUUUCGCGAGGUAGCCGAAACUUUUAUCCAGCAACAUCCCGGCAACAGAUUUUAAAUAGUCUAUUCAACGGAACUAUUGAUGCAACUAUUUUAGAUAGUGGAAUUGCAGAUUAUGUAACUCAUCAUGUCUAUUGUAAUUUAACUGUGGUGGGGGAAACUUUUGAUGAAACUCUGUUUGGUAUUGCUAUGUCGAAGAAUUGGCUUUAUGGACAAGAGUUAGAUAUGAACAUCUUGGCGCUAAGAGAGCUAGGCCACUUGGAUAUGUUGAGAAAGAAAUGGUUUCAAACAUCCAAUUGUGACAAUCAAAGUGAAAUGCUGAGUUCUAUGCGAAUUGAAUCCAUGGCUGGUUUAUUUCUCAUCUUUGGCAUUAUCACUGCUGUUGCAUUAUUACCAUUCAUUUGGAGCAAACGUUCGACAAUUAAAAACUAUUUCUAUAUGUUAACAACUCGACGCUAUACCGAACCUCAAAAAAAUAAUUUACCUACAAGAUACUCUAAUCCUUCUUCUUAA
Rotaria socialis is the source of this 2613-nucleotide messenger RNA. Lineage: Eukaryota; Metazoa; Rotifera; Eurotatoria; Philodinida; Philodinidae. The record is from the annotation of a GenBank genome assembly.